Thelazia callipaeda (thelaziosis nematode) is the source of this 456-nucleotide messenger RNA. The record is from the annotation of a GenBank genome assembly. NCBI's taxonomy places the organism in Eukaryota, Metazoa, Nematoda, Chromadorea, Rhabditida, Thelaziidae.
AUGCCAUCGCGUAUGGUUCAACGUUCAGGCUCUGCUACAAUGCACCAGCUACCGCGACAAAUCAAAAAAGUAUCAGUUCCUAUAGUACCUGAUCUUGGUAUUCAGAAGUGUGGUGCAUACGAGGAAAAUAUCAGUAAGGCUAUGGUUAAAGGAGAUUUGCAUCAUAUAGUGCGCUAUUUACCUCGAGAGCGCAGAAGUGGUAGCUUACGAGAAACUGAAGCCUUUUAUCUACACAGAAAUUCAAAUGGUUUAUAUCUACCAUCCACCAGUCUGUCAGAGUUAACAGUAUCUUCAACUUUAUGCUCCAGAGGCGAUUUACAUUCCGAUCAUACAUUCAGACGUGGCAAAAAGGGCGCUAAUGGCACAGAUGUAAGAUUUCAUUCUCAUGGCCGCUCGGAUUUGCUACUUGCUCAUAUAUUCAUAGAUACAAAGUGGAUAACAAGAAAGAGGCAGUAA